GGUAUAGGAGUUGUCUGCGUGACGCUGAUCAUCGUCGUCAUGAUGUAUUUCGACAAAUACCGCGGAGUAGCUAGUGGCCUCAAGUUUGCCGGAUACUCGAUGGCCUCACUGCUGUUUCCAAGGAUACUCACAUCGCUGAGAGAUGCCUACGGCUUCAGAGGAUGUCUGCUGGUGUACGCGGCGCUCACCAUGAACGUAACAGCCCUGACAUUGCUUUUGAAAGAACCCCCUUGGCAAACAAACUUCCGAAAUGGCAAGGCGAAAACAUCUUCGGGACAGCGAAAUAACUUUUCCUGGUUUAGGCCUUCUCCGUUGGAUAGCGCAGUUCCUAAUCCUGUAGCAUGUCCUGCAGCUGGCAGUAUUAAUGUUUACGGAUCCACCGAGUCCGAUUACUCAAAGAACUGUGUCACACCGAACAAUGUAGGCGGGAAUCACCACAUUUGUGACAGGUCGACAAGAUCACAAAUGUCAGUGACACAUUCGUGCAGCAACAGCAGCAGUAAGUACCCCGCCGAUAAUCCGAAAAACACGAUUUCUCUCGAAAUCUGGCUUCAGAGUUUACAGUGUCUGGGAAAGCAAGGAAGCGCAAACAAGGUGGUGGCUACGGUAGACGGAAGCACAGAAACGCGAAAAGCAACCAUUGCGAACCAAGCCACAGAAAGAAAUGAAGCAAAUGAACGUGCUGGGCAGGAACAUUGCCGUCCCUGUUCAUCGUUCGGAGACAUACGCAAUCUACUUGUAAAACCUAGAUUUUACGUUUGUGUGUUAGCGGUCGUGGCCAUUGACUACACGAUGGCCGUAUUUCCAGCGACCAUCGUAGACUACGCGCUCGACAAAGGUGCUUCCCGGAGCCACGCCGACCUUUCUGUGACUUACUGCUCACCAGCCGAGCUCUUUGGUCGUAUCGUGCUUCCACUAAUCGGUGACAGCAAGAAGGUGAGCAGGACAGCGCUGGUGUCCGCAAGUUUCUUUCUGCUUGCAGUGACUAUGCUGGCUCUACCGGCCACUCCUUCUUUCCUGGCUUAUAUUCUCGUCAGCGCUUGCGUCACAAUGCUGCUCGCGUGCUUGGUCUCCAUGAAGCCUGUGGUUAUUGCCGACUACUUUGGCAUCGAGAGCGUCGCAAUCGGCUGGGGAUUCGCUGGAGUAACGCUGUUGCCUCUACUCUUGUGCAGCCCAUAUAUCAUCGGCUACUUCAGAGAUGCAGGAGGAAGCUACGAUGGACUUUACCAGCUUCAAGCUGGGAUCCACUUCUUUGUCGGCGGCCUGUUUGGACUCCUUUCUGUGUUAGAUAAAAGGCGGCGGAAAGAUUGGACGGCAAGCCUGUCAGAUUAGGCUGCGGACAUAUAGGCUACGAUAACGUGCUCUAUCCGUGAAAGCGAA
This is a messenger RNA of Rhipicephalus sanguineus (brown dog tick), 1380 nucleotides long. Its product is annotated as monocarboxylate transporter 9-like. The transcript is spliced from 2 exons. Bases 40 to 1332 code for a protein of 430 amino acids. NCBI's taxonomy places the organism in Eukaryota, Metazoa, Arthropoda, Arachnida, Ixodida, Ixodidae. The record is from RefSeq and is a predicted model, not a curated record.